Messenger RNA from Moesziomyces antarcticus, 315 nucleotides. RefSeq lists its product as uncharacterized. The coding region runs from base 1 to 315 and encodes 104 amino acids. The record is from RefSeq and is a predicted model, not a curated record. NCBI's taxonomy places the organism in Eukaryota, Fungi, Basidiomycota, Ustilaginomycetes, Ustilaginales, Ustilaginaceae. The transcript is spliced from 2 exons.
AUGAUCUUUCGCCGUGAACAAAAGGCAUUUGCGCGUCCAACACCGGCGGAGAUUCGGACUGCAGCGCCAAUUCCGCUGCUCUUUUGUCUCAAGCUCAACCGACGGGCGAUCCGGUCGGACUGGGAUGUCCUGGUCGGCGCUCGUGAGCUGCAUUCGGUCUGCAGUGGCUCUGCCUCCAAAGUGACCGUGGGAUCUCGUGUCGUGUUGGCCGGUCUAGCUACAGCAACUGGAUUGGGCGCCCGAUCGAUCUGGUCCCGUGUUGGCUUUGACGGCGAUCGCGCGACACCUGCCCGUGCCAUCGCUUCGGGCCCCUGA